AUGGAGUGGAAACAAACAGUCCAAACAGUCACAUUCUACUAUAACGUGAAACGCGACUGUCGAAGCCUGUGUUAUGAAUUGCAUAGGCUAAACAAUUCGAGGUUAAACUUCAAAUUAAUUUUCGAGAAUAAUACAGUAACUAUUGAGCUGCGCUUAAGAGCGGACAUAAAAUGGCCACCAACGUGCACCAGAAACUUUGAAACGAUGCAGGUGGAGUUUAUGUUUACAAAGCAGGAGAGAAUGCCGUGGAUGCAUUACGGUCAUCAAGUAGUGAAAAGGGUUGGGACCUCCAUUAUUCGAGCAUACGAAGAAUACGAAAUAGUUGCGAAUGAACCACUUUCGAAUCUAGUUCAUUUGUUAGUCGUUCGAGCGAGAAAUUUCUUGCAAAUUUUGCCCAUUGGCAGGCACGUAACGGUUCAAUUGACCGACACGGGAACAUACAAAUCGCGAUCGUAUACCCCUGUACCGCCGUGCCUUCACCCUGAUGACAUGGCGCCGAACUAUACAACCAAUUGCCUGUGUUUCAUGAUCAAGAAGUAUCCAAAUGGUGCUUUCAGUCCGGUCAUAACAGGCCUUCAGACUGGCCAAAGCCUACUCAUAAGCAAUGCUCAAGGUUCCUUCAUAAUAGAAAUCUUUGAUCGUUAUCCUGUCAUUCACAUGCUUGCUGCUGGCACAGGACUAACAGUGAUGCUUGGUAUCAUUCAACGAGCUUUGGUCAGACGCAACGUGUCAGUAUUCCUACCAUUUUCUAAA
Molecule: messenger RNA, 753 nt
Organism: Heterotrigona itama
Lineage: Eukaryota; Metazoa; Arthropoda; Insecta; Hymenoptera; Apidae
Source: the annotation of a GenBank genome assembly